Psylliodes chrysocephalus is the source of this 595-nucleotide messenger RNA. The record is from the annotation of a GenBank genome assembly. Lineage: Eukaryota; Metazoa; Arthropoda; Insecta; Coleoptera; Chrysomelidae.
AUAUCCUCGUAAUUAUAUCAAGGACAAGCGAAGGAAAAUAGAUUUUUUUUACUACUAACCUGAGAAAUUGCUAUUAUUCACUCCAUUCCCCUAACGAGAAGUAAUAAAAAAACACCUAGCUAAAAUGGCACCAAUUGAUUUUUACUACGUUCCUGGUAGCGCGCCCUGCAGAAAUGUACUACUGACUGCUAAAGCCGUAGGAGUUGAAUUGAACCUUAAAUUAACAAAUUUGAUGGAAGGAAAGCAUUUGACACCUGAAUAUUUAAAACUUAAUCCUCAACAUACAGUUCCGACCAUCGACGAUAACGGUUUUGUCUUAUGGGAAAGCAGACCCAUUAUGACCUAUUUGGUCAACCAAUAUGGAAAAAAUGACACUCUCUAUCCCAAGGACCCAAAGAAGAGAGCUGUGGUAGACCAGAGAUUGUACUUCGAUAUGGGAACCCUUUAUCAAAGAUAUGCAGAUUACUUUUACUUUUUUAUUCUGAGUGUAGUAGACAAAAUAGACCUGCUGGGCAAGUUUAAUUUAUCAGAUGAAGCCGCCUUAUCUCUUAGUCAAGAGCGGCCCCAAGAAGAAGGAAAUCCCCCCCAUUAUUAA